Cajanus cajan (pigeon pea) is the source of this 2607-nucleotide messenger RNA. RefSeq names its product Leucine-rich repeat protein kinase family protein. NCBI's taxonomy places the organism in Eukaryota, Viridiplantae, Streptophyta, Magnoliopsida, Fabales, Fabaceae. Gene Ontology annotation, molecular function: protein kinase activity; protein binding; ATP binding. The record is from RefSeq and is a predicted model, not a curated record. Gene Ontology annotation, biological process: protein phosphorylation.
UCCAACCCUCUCUGUCUCUCUUGCCUAAAACCAUGAGGGCUAUCUCAUUGUGAGGCUCUCUUUGCACUCUCCCAAAAGAGACCCCUCACCAUGCAUGCAUGCAGGGGUCACAAAGAAACUAAGGGAAAAACGAGAAAAUAUCAGAAGCAAGCAAUGACCCCAAAAAAGUCACAAUCACAACAUUCCAUGAUAGUUGUCAAUACAGCUUGAAGCACAAAAUUUUGAUGAAAGUAAUGGCGAUAGCUCCGGCGAUAAUCUUGCAGCCAACUCUUAUCAUCAUCGUGGCUUUGCCUGUGAUAUAUUCCAUGACAGAAGCAGAAGCUUUGGUGGCACUAAAAAAAUCGUUCUCCAACUCCGAAGCUUUGGUUAGUUGGGUGGCUGAUUCGGUACCUUGUAGUGAAGAUGAUCAAUGGCAAGGCGUUGCUUGCAACAAUGGCCUUGUCACGGGGCUUCGCCUUGGAGGAAUGGGGCUCUUAGGGGAAAUAAAUAUUGAUGCAUUGCUUGAACUCAAGGGUCUUCGAACUAUUAGCCUCAACAACAAUUCUUUCUCAGGCAACAUGCCAGAGUUCAACCGAAUAGGGUUCUUGAAAGGGAUGUAUUUGCAAGGGAACAAGUUUUCUGGGGAUAUUCCUCAGGAGUACUUCCAAAGAAUGAGGUCUUUGAAGAAAUUGUGGCUCUCUGAUAACCAAUUCACGGGGAACAUUCCUUCCUCGUUGGGAGAGAUGCCUCAGCUCAUGGAGUUGCAUCUUGAGAACAACCAGUUUAGUGGAAGCAUUCCUAAGAUGAAUAACCCGGCGUUGGUGAAAUUCGAUGUUUCCAACAACAAGUUGGAAGGUGAAGUUCCGGCUAGUUUGUUGAAGUUCAACAAGAGCUCCUUUGCCGGGAAUUCUGGUCUUUGUGGUGAGAAGUUUGGAAAAUCAUGUGAAGAGAAAACGGAGAAUCCAAGUCCCAUUGAUGCAAAAAAUAGUAGUGGUUUGCCAGGUGGUAGCUCUUUGCAGAUUAUUGGCUUUAUAAUAGCGAGUGUGGUGCUUGUCUCGCUCGUUGUGUUUUGUAUUGUGAGAUCAAGGCGAAAGAAGGAGGAGGGGAGUUUUGUCAUGUUUGAAGAUAUCAAUGAAGGUGCAGUGGAAGUUCAAGUGACUGCACCAGUGAAAAGGGAUUUGGAUGGAAGUUCAAGUGCAAGUGCAAGUUCAUUUUCAAGUUCAACAAUUAGAAAAAUAUCCUCCGGCAGAAGGGCAUCUGGUCAAGGUAAAAACGUGGGGGAACUUGCGAUGGUGAAUGAUGAGAAGGGUGUGUUUGGUUUGCCAGAUUUGAUGAGGGCCGCUGCGGAAGUGCUGGGAAAUGGAUGCUUUGGAUCUUCUUACAAGGCCGUCAUGGCUAAUGGAGUGGCAGUGGUGGUGAAAAGGACUAGAGAGAUGAAUGUUUUGGAAAAAGAUGAUUUUGAUGCAGAGAUGAGGAAGCUUGCAAAGCUCAAACACUGGAAUAUAUUGAGCCCUUUAGCUUAUCAUUUCAGAAAGGAUGAGAAACUAGUUAUCUCUGAGUAUGUUCCGGGAGGCAGUCUACUGUUUUCACUUCAUGGUGACAGAGGACCAUCGCAUUCUGAGCUUGAUUGGCCUGCUCGUUUGAAGAUAGCACGUGGAAUUGCUGAAGGGAUGCGUUUUCUUUACACAGAACUUGCUACCUAUGAUCUACCACAUGGCAAUCUCAAGUCCAGCAAUGUUCUCCUAGGACCAGAUAAUGAACCAAUGCUUGUAGAUUACGGGUUCAGCCACAUGGUGAACCCUUCCACUAUUUCACAGGUGCUAUUUGCUUUCAAGGCACCAGAGGCAGCACAACAUGGCCAACUUUCACGUAGUUGUGAUGUUUACUGUCUCGGGGUUGUCAUACUCGAGAUGCUCACAGGGAAAUUCCCCUCUCAGUACCUUAGCAAUGGUAAGGGUGGAACUGAUGUGGUGCAAUGGGUUGAGAAUGCAAUCUCUGAGGGAAGGGAAUCCGAAUUGCUUGAUCCUGAAAUUUCAAGCUCUAGGAAAUCACUUGGAGAGAUGCAGCAACUCCUCCACAUUGGUGCUGAAUGCACUAAAAGCGACCCUCAGCAACGGUUAGACAUGGGAGAAGCUAUUAGAAGGAUAAAGGAGUUAACACCCGAGGGUGGCCAUCAAGAAUCAAGAACAAUAGAGGUCUGGUCAUCUCCUAGAGGGUCUCCGGUAUUUGACAACCAAGAACCCGGGAUUAGACAUGGAUCAAACAGCUUCGGAAGCAGCAGGGAUAAUUUUGACUUCUAGGUAACACAAUUUAGAUUGUCUUCAUGGGAAAAAGAACGAGUCAUGUGUGUAUCUUUUGGAAUAACCAGGAAAAGAGUGGCGAUUAUGGAUCAGGGACUUGUGUUAUUUGGUACAUUCCUUAGAAUUUUGAUGUUAUAGAUCAGAGACAUGUGUAUACUUUAUGAUACUUAAGUUUACUGAUAUCUCAGUUAUAGGAUGAAGCUUUGUAAAUAAUAAGAAUUACCUUUUUCUGUUUUUUUUUUUCUUCCUUUGUUUGUACGUAAAUUUUUGUAGUCACUGAUAUAAAAAUCUUUACUUACUCUCCUACAAGUAUCGUUGGUUACAUCAA